CUCCUUGGCUUUUCCUCUCGCUCUCCUCCUCUCUCGCAUCCCACCGCAUCACAACCACGACUUCCUCCCGCCGCCGGUUGGCUUCGCUGCUCGUCCACCUCCGCCCGGCCCGUGGGACGAGUGGGGACUGGAGAGGGUCGCCUCUGGGCUUCGCCUCUCGGCGGCCGAGUGUCUGCGUCGUCCACGGAGCUGAGAGCCUGAGACUGAGACUGAGAGCGACCGGCGGCGGGGAUGGCGAGGGAGAGGCGGGAGAUAAAGAGGAUAGAGAGCGCGGCAGCGAGGCAGGUCACGUUCUCCAAGCGCCGCCGCGGCCUCUUCAAGAAGGCCCAGGAGCUCUCCGUGCUGUGCGAUGCCGACGUCGCGCUCAUAGUCUUCUCCUCCACGGGGAAGCUCUCCCAGUUCGCCAGCUCCAGUAUGAAUGAGAUAAUUGACAAGUACAACACGCAUUCUAAAAACCUGGGGAAAACAGAACAGCCUUCGCUGGACUUGAACUUAGAGCAUAGCAAAUAUGCAAAUUUGAAUGAGCAACUUGCGGAAGCAAGCCUUCGACUCAGGCAGAUGAGAGGUGAAGAGCUUGAGGGAUUGAAUGUUGAAGAACUCCAGCAAUUGGAGAAGAACCUGGAAUCUGGUCUGCAUAGGGUGCUUCAAACAAAGGAUCAACAAUUCUUGGAACAGAUCAAUGACCUCGAACGUAAGAGUACGCAGCUGGCAGAGGAGAACAUGCAACUGAGGAAUCAAGUAUCCCAGAUACCCCCAGCUGGCAAGCAAGCAGUUGCUGAUACUGAAAAUGUUAUUGCUGAAGAAGGGCAAUCCUCUGAAUCAGUGAUGACUGCGUUGCACUCUGGGAGUUCACAGGAUAAUGAUGAUGGUUCGGAUGUAUCUCUAAAGUUAGGGCUGCCUUGCGUUGCAUGGAAGUAAACAGGAAAUGAGGCUCCUUGUCGAUUCUGGGUGUGGAUGUGGGUGGAGCUGCGGCCUCAGCGGAUAGGCACUUGUGUAUGGUUUUAUGGACGACCGGCCCCCGACUACGUACUGCAAUAAUCUUGCAUUGGAAGCGAGAUCGGUUAACCUGAUUUGUCAUCCUUGUGGCUUCAUGAUGCGAUGUUCCGCUUGUACCGUUUGCUAGCAUGUUAACUGAAUUUUUAGAAUCGCAUAUACUUUUGUUCUUAUAUAUCACUGUCGUACUGCUCGUAAGAUGUAUCUACUUUAUUCUAUCCAAUGUUGUAACCUAUCACCUGCCAACUUCCCUACUGUUUUGGCGCGCCGCAAGCUGUGCUCAAGCAUGCUUCAUGUUAUAUUCGGAAGUUGUGGUCUGCUCUCUGC
This is a messenger RNA of Zea mays, 1320 nucleotides long. Its product is annotated as m26 protein. The record is from RefSeq and is marked validated. NCBI's taxonomy places the organism in Eukaryota, Viridiplantae, Streptophyta, Magnoliopsida, Poales, Poaceae. Gene Ontology annotation, biological process: positive regulation of transcription by RNA polymerase II. Gene Ontology annotation, cellular component: nucleus. Gene Ontology annotation, molecular function: RNA polymerase II transcription regulatory region sequence-specific DNA binding; DNA-binding transcription factor activity; protein dimerization activity.